UAUUAAUUGCCAUAUUCUCGGAUGCUUGCAGGAAAAGAAGAAAAGCCACCUCGACUUACAAGAGUAAUCUCACUUUCAAGCUUAGUCUAAUCGCGGUAAUCUCGAGAGCGAACAACUGCCCGAUUACUUAAGGAGCUCCUUCUCCGACGCCUUCAAAAUGAAAGAGCCCCCCAAAGUCUAAAAAGGAAAGAAGAUCUUACCUCAAUAUGCCUUUGGCAAUUCUCUCGAAUCACCUUCCUUCUUCCGUAAUCCCAACACUCUGAUUUGCAGAUAAAGCUAUGACAAUCCAUUCCUCAAAGUCAGAGCUAAACCUCACAGCAAAUGGGAAACCCUGCGAAGUAGCACUCUCAACAAUUUUGAAUUUUAUAAUGUCUCUGAACAGAAAUUCGCCAAUCUCCCAAAUAAAGGAUACAAAAAUGUCAAAAUAGUAAAGUAGUAUCUUCAUCCAUCAUUUCUAGUACUGUAACUAAUCAAGUGCAUUAUGUCCAAACUCCUCAAAUUCGAGGGGAAGAACAAACUUUUCAACUUGCCUACAAAACUUUGCAAUAGAAAACAGGUCUUUUUGGCAGAAAGAAUGGUAUCCCUCAUAUCUAAACAUGUGAUAGAAUUGUUCACUGAUUUCAUUGAGAAGAAUGAUAAUCAAAAUGUUUAUGGCCAUUUGAAUGAUAGACAAAGACCAAAAGGACGUUUGAGAGAUGUCAAGAAUUACAGUUUCACGCCUUAGGAAUUCCAAAUUUAUAAAAAAAGGUCCAGCCACUAUCUCAAUUCAAGUCCUAGCAAAGGUCUAUAAAAAUCUGAAGUGCCAAUUUUCAAUUAAAACCAAUAAAAAAAAGAUCAUUUAGUUGAAAAGUACUACUCAAGAGACUAAAGGUAUAUUACUCAUUCUAAUAUAGUUAUCUCAACUCGCUUAACAAUUCGAUUAUUAUAACCUAAAUAGAUAAGCAAUUAAAGAGAAAGUAAUAAGAUCGAUAUAAGUAUUUAUAAGUAUAUAUGUGAAGUGCUGAUUUAAAGAUAUUGGAUUACAGAGAAAACGAUAUUGAAUUGAUUGCCAAAUUCGAGGAACACUUGGAAUUUGAAAAAUUAUAUGGAAAUUGA
This is a messenger RNA of Paramecium octaurelia, 1095 nucleotides long. NCBI's taxonomy places the organism in Eukaryota, Ciliophora, Oligohymenophorea, Peniculida, Parameciidae. The record is from the annotation of a GenBank genome assembly.